Symbiodinium sp. CCMP2456 is the source of this 1108-nucleotide messenger RNA. Lineage: Eukaryota; Dinophyceae; Suessiales; Symbiodiniaceae. The record is from the annotation of a GenBank genome assembly.
UUGGCGCGUCUCCACUGAGCUCGCCGGCGACACCUUGCACUUGGCCGAGAGCGUUCCGAACUUUGAUCUGACUCCGAUGCCGGACAUCGGCCUGUACUCCACGGACGUGCGCGAGGGCUUCGUGCAGUUGGUGCUGAUUCAGUUCCGACUUACAACGCACGUCCUCGGCCUGGCCAAUAUCCAGGUCCGGGGUCCCUUGGAGUUUGCACUGAGCUGCAGUGAGAAGGGAAUCCCGGCACCCCGCGGGCUCUUGCCGGCAGACUCGGAGUGCUUCCUGAUCGGCCCGACCUUGCAGAUGACUCUCCCGGAUCCUCUGCCUUACGCGCCCUAUCAACUCCAGCUCCAAGCAGGUGAGGUUUACAUUUUCGGCCUCUUCUGCACGAAUCCGGAGCAGUACAGAGAUUCCGGAACCUUCCAGGUGAGGAUCCGUGGAACAGUCGCGACGGCUUCAGAGCGAUUGCUGGACAUCCAGCCGUACCUCCUUGCACCAAAGUUGGCGGCUCCUUUAGAUUUUCUGGAGGUCGUCACCGACCAGGUGUCCCCGGCCGGGUCUUUGACCACUGUGACCGUGCGUUUUCGCCCACCGCUGGGGGCAAGCGGUAUUGUUCGGGCCGUGCGCUUUGAAGCGCCACCGGGCUUUGUGCUGGCCACGGGCAUCGGAGGUCCCUGCAUGGGAUUCAGCUCUUCUGUCCUCCAGACCGGAGAUACCGUGCUGCCCCCGAGUGCCUGCUCAGGCGCCUCACCUCAAUCUGUGCUGCUGACAAUGCCCGAGGCAUUGCCACUCCUUGGGGCUGAUCGGGUGGGCCUCACCUAUGUCUUCCAGCUGGGCAUGAUCAGCCCUCUUCAGGAGGUGUUGGUCGACCUUCUGCUGCUUGCUUUGAGCCGAGGGCCGGGGGACGCCCCUCUGUACGCCGCCAGCGUCCCGGGCUUCGCCUCGACCAUUCCCGGUCUUCGGCCUCUGGAACCCGGCGCUCUGCCGGAGGAGCAGCUGGUACCACAGCCGGUGGACAACCUUCUCGAGCCCUUCUCCACCGUGCAGGUCGCAUCGCGGGGACUGCCUUGGAGCGCAAGAUGCUUCUGGCUGCUCGUCCUCGCGCCUUUUACAUGA